Molecule: messenger RNA, 3405 nt
Organism: Dentiscutata erythropus
Lineage: Eukaryota; Fungi; Glomeromycota; Glomeromycetes; Diversisporales; Gigasporaceae
Source: the annotation of a GenBank genome assembly
AUGGAUUCUUCUGGGGACUCUAAACCAUCCGUAAUUAACGACGGUGAGACUGAAAUUGAAAAUUCGUCAGAACAAUCACCCACAGGAAACGUCAAUAAUGUAUCGGUACCUGAGGAACGCCCAGUUUCACCUUCUUCUAACGCUGGAAGAUUUUUUACUUCAUGGAUAUUUGGUUCUUCUGCUUCUUCUACAAAAUCACCAGAUACACCGGAUUUUUAUAUAGAAAAAUUAUUUCAACGGAACGUUGUUGCAAAAUUUUUGGCUGAAACAUUACAAUCUUUACGUGUAACCUUGUCUACCGCAAAGCUUUCUUGGAUAAAAGAUUUUAUUAACGUCAAAGGAUUAGAAGCACUGGAAUAUGUUCUUGAAAAGUAUACUCUUGGAAUUAAGAAAAGUAUUAUUAAAAGCUCUGAUCAUGACGACCGAAUACAAUUGGAAUGUAUCCGUUGUUUAAGAGUCCUGUUGAAUACUGGAGUGGUUCUCAAAUAUCCUUCACUCAUAAAUGGAAUAGUUUUCUGUCUGCAUACUUCAAAUAACAAACUUCGCACACAAGUAGCUGAUGUUUUGGCGGCAUUAUGUGUUCUUUCUCUUGAAGGUCAUAAAUUAGUUUUAGAUGCGUUUUCUGACUUUCGUUAUAUUCACGAAGAAAAAUUUAGGUUUCAAUAUUUAAUUGAAACUUUAACUAGUAAUGAGAUAGAAGAAGAUAGUGCUUCAUUAGAGUAUAAAACUGCAUGUUUAAGCUUGGUUAAUGCCAUUGUGAAUUCACCUGAUGAACUUGAGGAAAGAAUGUUGCUUCGCGAAGAAUUUCAAAGAAGGGGAUUAAAAGAACUCUUUGCGAUUAUUAGAAAUUCGGAUCCCCCAGAUACGUUAUUAACGCAAAUUAAUGUAUAUGAAGAAGAAAGUCAUGAUGACAGAGAAGACUUAUAUCAAAGGGUGCAUGAUUUUGUGAAAGAUGCAGAUAAUCCGUUUUCUAUACUUGUUGGACUUGUACGACAAGUUGAAUUCAAUGUUGAAUUAUACCCUCGUGUGGUAGAUACUCUAAAGAAUCUUUUAAGAAUUGUUUGUAAAGAUCUGGGAAAGAAUUCCCAAAGUGAACUUUGGACAUUAAUUGAACUAUUUAUUGAACGAAUUAGAUAUUUAACUGAUAUUAAAAAGGAAUGGCAAUUAUCUAUGAAUGAAUUUCUAUCUUCUGUUCAAUAUAUUGUUGGAAAAUACUCUGUUGUUAGUGGUAAUAUGGAUGAUGAUAAGGUUGAUUCUUUAAAGGCAAAAGUAGAUGAAUUAGAAGCCAAAGUUAAAAAUUUAACUCUUGAAAAAGACGCACUGGCCAAGAAAUUAGCAACAAAAUCUUCUGACAAACCACGUCCUGUAUCGCCAUCUAUAAAAUCACCUACAUCAAGCAAGGGAGAUAAGGCGCGGAGACCACCGCCACCUCCACCUCCACCUCCAAAUAAAACGGAAAAUGUUCGGCAGCCGCCCCCUCCCCCACCUGUUUUUAGGAGUAAUACGUCGUCACCACUACCUACAGGCGAUAAUGUUGAAAGCAUUUCACUGCUACAAAAUUCGCCAAGUAAAGAAAAUAUUUUGACAUCACUAUCCGCUUUUUCGAAAGAAGUUAGCAAAGUUGAGGAUUUUUCGUCAGUGUCUCUACCGGACAGUACUCUACCACAAUCACCGCCUUCUUCCCCACCUUCAAAUGCAAGCGGUAAUAUCCCAUUACCGCCACUAUCACCACCGCCACCCUUAAGUUCGGGAGAUAAAAUACCGCCACUUCCUCCAAAUGCAAGUGGUGGCAAAAUACCACCGCCACCUCCACCUCCAAGCGUAGGUGGUGGUAAAAUACCACCACCGUUGCCCUCAAGUGCAAAUGGUAAAAUCCCAUUACCACCGCCUCCACCACCAAACUCGAACGGAAAAAUCCCAUUACCACCACCUCCUCCUUCUGGAAAUAUUCCAUCUCCAGAUUCAUCACCUGUAAUUUAUAAGCCAACUCCUAUACGCCCACCACCUGUAUCAGUUAAUUUAUCUACUACUAUUCCAUUAAAACCUCUAUUUUGGGAUAAGAUCCCUCCAAAUAAAAAGUCCCAAACUGUCUGGGAAGAAAUUCCGGAGGGGGAAGUUCCAUUGAAUACUAAAGAACUUGUAUUUUUAUUUUCUAAAAACUCAACAAGUAAUAUAAAAUCCCCAGUGUCUCCACCACCAAGAAAGUCUGUAUUUACAACAUUGCUUGAUAUUAAUCGUGCAAAUAAUAUAGCAAUAAUGUUGGCACGUAUUAAGUUUUCAUACUCUGAAAUUAAAAAUUCAAUAUUAGAAUUAAAUGAUGAAACAUUGACAGUUGAUAAUUUAAAAAAUUUAAAAAGUUAUGCGCCAACAACGGAUGAAAUAGAAUUAGUGAAAGAGUAUACGGGGGAUGUUGGAAUGUUAGGUAAUGCUGAGAAAUAUUUUAGAGAGGUUAUGGAAAUACCGAGGCUAUCAGAAAGGUUAGGAUGUAUGAUAUAUAGGCGAAAAUUUGAAAUGGAAGUUUUUGAAUUGAAAUCACAAGUUGAAGACUUACAUCAAGCUUAUGUGGAAUUAAAAUCAUCAAUGAAAUUUAAAUAUUUGCUGAAAACCAUAUUGGCAAUUGGAAAUUAUCUUAAUGGUUCCACAUUCCGAGGAAAUGCGAUCGGGUUUCGGUUGGAUUGCCUUUUAAAGAUAAGCGAAACAAAAGCUUUAGAAAAUAAUCCUAAAGGGCUUUCAACAUUACUUCACUAUUUAGCUGCGAUACUUGAAGAAAAACAGAAUGAUUUGAUAACAUUUAUGGAUGAGUUAAAACAUUUGGAAGGGGCAUCAAAGGUUUCAUAUGUUGCAGUUAUAGGGACCGUUGCAUCUUUGGGUAGUGGAGCUGACCUAAUCAAAGAAGAAAUUAGGGUUUUGAAGAAGAUAAGAUUGACACCGAGUAGUGAUCGUUUUUGUGAAGUUAUGGAGGAAUUCAUUAAACAAAUUGAACCAACCAUCGAGAGCAUAAAAGAAUUUACGCAAGAAUUAGAAGAAAGACUAAACCAAUUACUAAAAUACUAUGGAGAGGAUCCUACCGCUACUAAACCUGAAGAAUUUUUUGGCAUGAUUGUUGAAUUCGGAAAAUCUUUGGAGAGAGUAAGACGGGAAAAUGAAGAAGAAAGGAAGAGAAUAGAAAAAGAGCAUUUAAAAGAAAUGAAUGCUCAAUCACGCUUGGCGAUAAGACGACCAUCAGAUACUUCAAGUAUAGCUUCAUUAUUAGCAGGGCAAGAUUUUGAUAAUACAAUUCGAGAAUUAAGAUCUGGAUUAAGAAAAAAUCGAGACAGACCUAUUUCAAAAGUUUUUUCUGAAUUACAAUUAGAUGUAAUUUAUUCACACAGUCGUAAUGCUAGCAGUGUAUAUCCUUCAGCAUAA